AUGUCCGCCGACAAGGAACUCACCUUCAAGGAGAUCGCCGAUCACAACACCAAGAAGGACCUGUACAUGGUUGUCCACGAUAAGGUCUACGACUGCAGUUCUUUCGUCGAUGAGCACCCUGGUGGUGAGGAAGUCCUCCUCGAUGUAGGUGGCCAGGACGCAACAGAGGCCUUUGAGGACGUCGGACACAGUGACGAGGCUCGCGAGAUCCUGGAGGGUCUCCACGUCGGUAACCUCAAACGCGUGCCCGGCGACCCUGCCCCCAAGGCUCACGCCCAGGCAUCCGGUGACUCUUCCUCCGGCGGCGGCAGCGCCGGCCUCGGUGUCGGUCUUUAUGCCAUCAUUCUGAUCGGUGGUGCCGCUGCCUACUUCGCUUACCAGUACGUCCAAGCGUCUGCUGGUGCUGAGACGCAGUAG
Messenger RNA from Aspergillus puulaauensis, 417 nucleotides. RefSeq names its product cytochrome b5-like heme/steroid binding domain-containing protein. Gene Ontology annotation, molecular function: heme binding. The record is from RefSeq and is a predicted model, not a curated record. Bases 1 to 417 code for a protein of 138 amino acids. The transcript has 3 exons. Lineage: Eukaryota; Fungi; Ascomycota; Eurotiomycetes; Eurotiales; Aspergillaceae. Gene Ontology annotation, cellular component: intracellular membrane-bounded organelle; endoplasmic reticulum membrane. Gene Ontology annotation, biological process: sterol biosynthetic process.